This is a messenger RNA of Chlamydomonas reinhardtii, 3067 nucleotides long. RefSeq lists its product as uncharacterized. The record is from RefSeq and is a predicted model, not a curated record. The coding region runs from base 299 to 1543 and encodes 414 amino acids. Lineage: Eukaryota; Viridiplantae; Chlorophyta; Chlorophyceae; Chlamydomonadales; Chlamydomonadaceae. Gene Ontology annotation, biological process: lipid metabolic process. Gene Ontology annotation, cellular component: endoplasmic reticulum membrane. Gene Ontology annotation, molecular function: oxidoreductase activity, acting on paired donors, with oxidation of a pair of donors resulting in the reduction of molecular oxygen to two molecules of water. The transcript has 9 exons.
CAAGUGUGCCGCUCUAGUAAUCACGGUGUGAUUUCCAAAUCGCGCCGGACAUUCCAGUCUGCAGGGGCCUGUCAUAGACUUUAGCUUGCUGCAACACACGCAGUCGCUGGCCACCAGAAGCUUGUAUAGAAGGCCCACGGUGCACAGUCUUCCAACCAACAACAGGGUUAACCUUGCAACAUAUCUUUGGCUUUCUCUGGUGCUGUGCUCAGUUCCCAGGCAGCCAUCAACGAGCUUCGGACAAGCUAGAGCGCAGCCUGGCUUGGCGCUGUAAUCUACACGAGUGAAGCUUGCAACAAUGGCGUCUCUGCAGCUGCCUGCUCGGACUGGCCUGCGGCUAGGCCAGAGCCAACAGACUGUGGUUCGCCCCGUCGUCCGCCCACUGGGCGUGGUUCAGCAACGGCGAGCGGUCAUCACGUGCGCUGGAAACGACCGCGACGUUUCCACUCGCGUGGCGGAGGUGGUGGCGCCUACCACGACGUUGGGCGACGCGGCCGCCGCGGCUGCCAAUGACGCGGUUCGCUGGGCCCAGAUGUCCUACAGCCAGCAAUAUGAUGAGCUGUACAAGAACAAGCCCAUCAACCCCAAAAAGGUUGUGCCCAAGCCAAGCAAGACCGCUCAGAUGGAGGAGCCUGGUGUCGGCCGCGUGUUCUUGUCGGAUGUGGCCACAAAGGGCAAGCGGCCCUCGUUCCUCAACCGCGACUGGAACUCCACGGACAAGGCGUUCCUGGCCUUCAUCGGCGGCAUGCACCUGCUGGCCUGCUGCGCGCCCUUCACCUACUCGCCUCAGAUGGUGGCGCUCUUCCUGGCCUCCUACUUCGUGACCGGCUGCCUAGGCAUCACGCUCUCCUACCACCGCAUGCUCAGCCACAAGUCCUUCACCGUGCCCAAGUGGCUGGAGUACAUCCUGGCGUACUGCGGCGUGCUGGCCGUGCAGGGCGACCCCCUGGAGUGGAGCAGCAGCCACCGCUACCACCACCUGCACACCGACACCCCGCUGGACCCCCACUCACCCUACGAGGGCUUCUGGUGGUGCCACAUGGGCUGGCUGCUGGACAACAAUGCCACCAUGGAGCGGGUGUCGAACCGCUCCAACGCGGACGACCUGGAGAGCCAGUGGUACUACCGCUGGCUGCGCGACACCUACCCCUUCCAUGUGGCUGCUCAGCUGGCCGUGCUGUUCCUGGUCGGUGGCUUCCCCGCCGUCGUCUGGGGUGGCGCGCUGCGCAUGUGCUGGGUGUGGCACAUCACGUGGUUCGUGAACUCGGCCUCGCACUGCUGGGGCUACCAGGACUACAACACCGGCGACCUGUCGAAGAACAACUGGUGGGUGGGCAUCCUGGCCUUUGGCGAGGGCUGGCACAACAACCACCACGCCUUCGAGUUCUCUGCGCGCCACGGCUUCGAGUGGUGGCAGGUGGACAUGACCUGGUACAUCAUCCUGGCUCUCCAGAAGGUGGGCCUGGCCACCAACGUGAAGCUGCCCACGGAGCGCCAGAAGGCCAAGCUGGCCUUCAAGAAGCCCGCCGAGGCGGCUGCAUAAGCGGCCUGGCCGCCACCAUGGCCCACUGCGGUUCGCGCUCGUCGCGUUUCGUGGGCUAGGCACCUGCUGACCUGCGUCCAGGUUGGCGGCGCUGCGCGCUGUCGGCAGCUUGUUGAUCGGUCGGCUGGCACUGCCAGCAGCUAGCGGCGCAGCAGCGCGUAGAGAGGAGCGGACACCACUGCGUCUGCAGUGUUUAGCUGACCCGGCGCACAGCAGGAGAGUUGGCGGUGAACUUCAUAUACUUGUUGUUCCUUGGUUCCAACGGCAGGCAGUGGUGUGGCGAUUACGGAUACAUCCAUCAACUCCGGACACGUGCAGCCCCAUCCACAACACGUCGGGAGAGUGCACGGGUUGUGAGAGAGGCAGACAGCACGCAUUAGAAUGACCCACAGCGUUGACCGUGACCCAAUGGCCGGGUUCUGGCGCCCUGACAGUCCUCAGAGAGCCAGGAUGGCCUGGCAAGCGCUGUGCCGUGACCGGCCAAGGCAACGGUCUUGCAGACCAGCAGACUGAGACUCUUUGAUAUGUGCAAGUAUCAAGUUGGUCGUGGUUUUUCCUAAAUAUUUUGUCAUGCUGUGCUAGCGUGUGCGUGGUACGUGGUUGCAGCGCAUUGCGGGAGUAGGCUGGCGGGCCUUAUAAAGAAAUGGCAAGCGGAUGUCCGGCCCUGGUUGGGACGGCCAUGUGUUUGCCCCCACAGGCUGGGGAUUGCAGCGCGGCGUGGCGUGGUGAGGCUGAUGUCGUGCGUAGUGUGAACGUGCACGUUUGUGUGUUGGUUGGUCGUGUGAGCCUAGAAGCUGUAGAGGGAUAGACUAGCAGGAGCGAGAGACAUGAGACUACUGGGGUCCAGACCAUCGCAAGCCGCGCGCCAGGGACUGCAGCCCGUACCGGUCUGCACCCCAGAGGCGGCUGUGAAGGUGAGGGGAUAAGGCGAGAAGGAUCUAAGAGCACGGGACGAUAGCAUAAAAGGAAACAGAGAUAGCGGAGGGUGUUCGUCUGUUGUGCGACCCUGAUGAUCCUUGGAGUCCCCAGAUGAUGUGUGUUGAAGAUUGGAAUUGCAGUUUGUGUGGAAGAUCUGUGCAGAGUCCUGUGUGCGUCGCCCGCAGUUUUGGUAUCGCUGCGUGCCUGCAGCUGCUCGGCCCAACGCGCCACGCACGUGAGUGCGAUGGCUCGUGAGGUAAACGAGUGCUGCUACUGGUGUGGCGCAAGCGCCAGUGGGCGGCGGAUGGUGUGAAGAAGUUGGGCACGCUGCAUGAAGAAUGCUGGAAUGAGUGGAAUGGGGCCAGUGCCCCCCGUGGUCCCGGUGCCUGUGAUGCAUUUCGUUGGCUGCGUUGUAUCAGUUUUAUUGAGGCCUGAGAGGUGAUGGUGGCCAUCGAGGAAUGAGGUGCUUGCCUCAAGUCCUCAUGUAGGAGUGCGACAGUUUAGGUGCUCCUUGGCGACUCCGAGGGUAUUGGCAGGGGGCCCUGGACCUUCCAGGUGCUUUGUGUGGGCCUGUCACCUGAACUUGUAACGCGUCACUGGGUGGUC